Messenger RNA from Paramecium sonneborni, 7258 nucleotides. NCBI's taxonomy places the organism in Eukaryota, Ciliophora, Oligohymenophorea, Peniculida, Parameciidae. The record is from the annotation of a GenBank genome assembly.
AUGUUUCCAAAUAUUAUUCAAUCAGAUCGGAGGAAUUCUAUAAUAGAAGACUAAAUGUUGCUUCAUAAUAAGAAUGUUCCUCAUACACCUGAAUUGUUUAGUCGAAGGAUUCAAAGGAGAUAAUCAUCAAGAAUAGGUUCACAAUCUUAGAUUUCAAGAAAUCACAGAUCAAAAUUAUCAAUAGAAGUUCAAAGUUCAUAAAGAAAAACAACUAAUACUAGUUUAAAGAAUAAAUAAAACAAUUUAUUUUAAGAAUAUUAGGACUUAUUCAUUUCUGAAUCGUCUGAAAGUGAUUCAUCUUAAGAUUUGACAUCAAAGAUUAGUAAAGUGUAAUAGAAAGGAGCUUCGAUAUAAAAUUAUGAUAAAGUGAUAGAUGAACAGAUGGAAUUUAUACACAAAACUUUGCAUUAAUAACUAUCUUCAAUCAGGUAUUGACCUGUAAUAUUUAGCAAAUAAAAAGCAACCUCCUAUUUAAAGAGCAGUUAAAGUAGUUAAAUGAAAUAGACAAUGAAAAGUAUGAAAAGUAUCAAAUAAAUGUCUUAGUAUUCUAAAAAAAGUAGUUUUUAGAGUAAAUAAAAUUAUUCAACGAAAUUCAAUAGAGAAAGAUCUAUAUCAACCUCAAAGAAUGUAAAUGUUGACAAUUAAGAGUUGAAAAGCUUAGUAAAAAUAUUAGAUUAAGCAGGAAUACCAGAAUAAGAAUAAAAUUAAUAUAAAUAAAUAAUUGAAGAACUUGAAAAACAAUGUGCAGAAGUAUUACCAACAGGAAGAAGAAAAAUUAAAUAAAAAGUGAGAAAGACAUUUGUGCAUUUAUUUAAUCAAUAUUAUAGAGAUGAUAAUUAAUUAAAAGGAGUAGAUGGAGAUUAAAUUAGUGUUUAUUCUGUUGCUUAAAAUGAAUCACUAUUUUUUGGAAAUAAAGGACAUGAACAAUAAAAUAUUACAUCAAAUAUUAAUAUGACAUCAAUAUUAGAUAAUGUAUUUACUAAAAAUUAGAGUCAUGGAUUUAUGACUGAUAGAAUGAAAUUUCUAAUGGACAAUUUUAAAUUAGAAUUAAGUGAUGAUGAUUCUAAUUAUAUUGCUUAAUCUGAAAAAUCAUCAGAAAUUGAAAUAGAUGAAGAUGAUGAUGGAGAAUAUGAAAAAUAAUUAACUUAAACAAUUAGAGAUCCAACUAAUUAAUAAGAUCAUUAAAUUCUUAAAUACGAAAGAAAAUUUAAACGAGAUCCAAUUUAUGAUCCAUAUCCUCUUAUAUGGUAAAGUAAAUAAGAUUAUUUUUGGAUAUUAUAAGAUUAUUAAUAUUAUUGGGAUAAUUAUCCUUUUGUUUAUUUUAGAAAAACUAUUGUCUUUAUCAUUAGAUUAAUUACAAAUACUGCUAAUAAAAUAAUCAAUCAUAGAAUUUUUACUAUUAUGGUCUUAAUGUCUAUAAUAUUUAAUAUAACAGUCUUUAUUGAAAGUUAAAGUGAUAAUUUAACAAUUGAUGUUCAAAAAUAAUUAAGCUAAUAAAAAUAAAGUAAUUUUAAUUCAUGAUAUAUAGUUAUAUUAUUUCUAUUCAUUGCAGAAAACAUAUUAAAAUUAAUUGGUUAAGGACUUAUUGAUUUCUUUUGGGAUCUAUAAAAUGUUUUUGAUAUUAUAAUUCUCAUUCUCUUUUCCUUCCAUUAUUAUUAUCCAACUUUGAUGAUCAUUGAUUUCUCAACUGCAAGAUUACUUAAGAUUUUAUCUGUCAUUAGUGUAUUUAGUAAAAGAUUAUAAAUUAUGUUACUUGCUUUAAAGCACUCCUUAAGAUUUUUACUUGAAGCACUCAUCAUUGUAAUUAUUUUUUCAUACUUUUUUGCUUUAUUUGGAAUGCAUUUAUUUUAAGGAUUGUUUCUAUAUAAAUGUUACUAUUCUGAAUUAGGAAUCUAAACUAAUGUAUUAUGUGGAUAUAAUCUAUAAUGUGAAGAUCAAUCAAUGAUAUGUUCUAAAUCUUUAACAAAUCCAAAUGUACCUACUAAUUUUGAUGAUAUUUUUUAUUCUUAUGAAGAAGUUGUGAGAUUAAUGAUUUUUAAUGAAUGGACUGAACCUAUCUAUUUGGCAAUGCUCACAUUUCAUGAUUUCUCAAUUGUUUAUUUCAUUUUUUUAAUUUUUAUAAUUGCUAUUUUUGGUGCUAAUCUAAUUAUAGCAGUUCUUAAAAUCUAUUAUUCAUAAACUUUGAUUAAGUAUCAACAUGAAGAUAUAGAAGAAUUAUCUGGAAUUAAUACAGAUAUUAUCUUAAAUUUUAGAAUUAUUAAAAAUUAUUUUAUUGAUUAUGAAUGGAAGAAUAAUCAAAAAAAGGAUUGGGCAAGAAAAAAACCUAAUGAAUAAGAUGAAUAAACAACUAUAGCAAAAACUAUUAUUUAAAAUAAUAAUUUAAAAACUAUUAAUUACAAACAUAAAUACUUAUCUGCUAGAUAAACUAAAGAAUAGGAAGAAAUCAAAAAUAGAAAAAGAGGUAUUAAAUCAAAUAUUAGUAAACUCGAAAACUUUAUCGAUAGUUUUAAAAUUGAAAAGUUGUUAUUAUUUGAAUAAUAUAAGGAACAAUUCAUGUAAAAGAUUUAUUAAAAUUAUGCUUUUGAUAAAGAAUAUUUGAAAUUGUUUUAUAUCUAAACUUUAAAAAAAGUUCCUCUUUAUUCAUGGAGAACUGUUAUUAAUAAGUAUUUCUAAUAUAUCAGCACUUCUGAAUCAGAUAUUUUUAGUUUUUAAAUUAAGAAUGAGUAACAAUAGCUAAAAAGAGAAAGAGAAUUUGAAUUUAUAAGAAAAUCUGUUUUAAGUCACUGUUUUCGAAUAAAAAAAUCAGAUUAUUCUUUUGCAAAGUUAGAUUUAAAGAAUUAAAAUUGUAUUCAAGGUUCUCGUUUACCAAUAAAAUAAAAAUAAUUAAUUAUUGAAAAGAGUAAUAAUACAAGUGAAAAAGCAUAAUAAAUAAUAAAUAAUAAUAGUAAUGAGGCUUAAGCUAUAAAUAUUAUUGGAAAUAAUUAAACAAGUAAAAGAACAUCGAGAUUAGGAAAUAAGACAUAUGAUUCAGAAUAUAUUUAAUAAAUUAUCAAUAGAUAAAUACCUGAAUGUUUGGAAAAUAUAUAAGACUUUGAAGAAUUAUUUGUAAAGUAUAGAUUAGAAGAAUGUAAAUAAGGAGUUGUUUAUAAAAAUAAUUGGUCUGGAAAUAAUGUAUUAGUUAAUAAAUAUAAAAUAAAAUCAACAAUCUAAAUAUUCAAUUAGUUAAAUAAUAUUGAUAUUUAUCAAUGGAAAAUGCCAAAUUUAUCUUGUUUUUGGUUUUUAAUUUAGAAAAAUAUAAAUAUUCUGUUAAGAAAUAGAAAUGCUUAGAUAUUUUUUGAUUUAAUAGUUUUGACAAAUAUUAUAUUAUUAAGUAUGAUAGGAUAUGUUGAUGAAAAUAUAAUAAGGUAAUUAAAUGAUUAUUUUGUGUUUAUACUUCUUGGUGAAUUAUUUUUAAAGCUAAUAUUUUAGGGUAUAGGUAGAUUUUGUUCAAGAGCUAGCAAUUUAAUAGAUACCUUUAUUUUAACUUGUUCUAUUAUUUAAUCUUUAUAUGUGAAUUAAAAUUUUGGGAAAGAAAAUAUAUAUCUAGAUUUAUUGAAUUCUGGUUAAGCUCUUUUAAUAUAUAGAAUAAUAAAAUAUAAUGAUUUUGCAUUGAAGAUAGCAAAGAUUACAAAAAAAUCAUUACCUUCUUUUUUAAAUUUAAUUUUAUUGAUGAUAACUUUAAUAUUUUGUUUUGCUUUUAUUGGGAUGAAUUUAUAUAAAGGUAAAUUUCCAAUAGAUACAGACUUUGGUUUAUAAUAAUCAUUUGAUGAUCUUGCAGCUGCCUUUUUAACAGUUUUUGUUAGAGCUGCAAAUGAAGAUUGGUUUGGGAUGGUUAUUUUAGGAUCAUAAUAUAGUAGUAAAAUUGGAACAAUGUUUUUUAGUGUUAUAUCUGUAUAUGUUUUAAAUUUAAUGACAAUAGGAUUUAUAUUAGCAAUAGUUUUAGAUUCAUUUUCAUCUUAUGAAAAUGAUGAAGAUGUCUCUGAAGUGGAAUUAGCUGAUUCAUAAUUCUCUUUUUUAUAAGGUAAUGAAAAUAUAAAUGAUUUAACUUUAAGUAGUGAUAAAUUAUCAACUUUACCUAGUGAAAUUAGUGAAAAGAAUUCAAAUUUAAAUAAUUCUUCUUUUUAAGAUAAAAAAUAAGAAAUAGAAAAAUAAUCUAUCAAGAAAAAUAACUUUUUUAAUUUAGUUGCUAGAAUUAAUUUACUGUUAGAAUAAUUAUUUGCUAAAUUUUAAUUCUUUACUAAUAAUGAGAGUUAAAAUUCUUUGUUUAUAUUUAGCUAAUAAAACUAUUUUAGAAAAUUAUGUUAUCGUUGUAUCAAUUAUUAAUUAUACAUCAAAUUAAUUUAAAUAACAUUUUUUGUUGCACUUAUAAAUAUGUGUAUAUAUACUUAUUUUGAUUAUGAAAAUAAAAUAGAAUAAGAUAAAAUUUAAUAAAUUUCAAAUUAUGUAGAAUUGACAAUAAAUUCUUUAUUAUUAAUAGACUCUACAUUAAAAAUAAUUUCAUUAGGUUUUAUGAGAGAUAAAGGAGCAUUUACAAGUGAAUUUUGGAGAGUAAUUGAUUUUGUUUAUUAGUUAUGUUACAUUUCUAAUUUCAUAAUUGAAUACGAAGCAUUUAAAUAUUUGAAAGCAUUAAAAUAUACUAGACCUUUUCGUUUUUUAUAUUUAUUUGAAUAACUUAAAUAUAUAAAUAGUGCCAUAUCUAAAUCUCUUGUUGAUUUAAUGAAUAUUUUAUUUGUAUAAAUAAUGGUAUGGCUCAUUUUUGCAAUUUUUGGUGUAAUGUUAUAUAAAGAUAAGAUGAGUUAUUGCUAACAUCCUUUAAAUUUUGGAAUCAAUAAAUAGAAAUGUUUAGAAUAAGGUGAAGAAUGGAUAAAUAAUUUAUAUAAUUUUGAUAAUAUGGGAAAUGCAAUGUUAGCUUUAUACAGAAUGACAGCUUGUGAUGAUUGGGUAUAUAUUAUGUAGAUUUGUUUGAAUUCAAGAGGAGAAGAUAAAGGACCAAUUUUAUAUGAUAAUAGAUGGGUAACUUUAAUCUAUUUUAUGCUAUUUAUUUUAGUUGGAGUACUUUUCUUUCUAGGAUUUUUCGCAGGAAUUUUAUUUAUUAAUUUUUAGACUUAUAAAACAAAAUUGUAAAAAUAGAUUUUAACCAAUGAUCAAUAAUUGUUUGCAAAUAUUACUAAAAUUAUAUAAAAAGAAGUUCCUAAUUAUUCUGAUCCUCCAAAAUCAUUUAUCAGAAGACUAGCAUCAAAUAUUAUUAAAUAAACAUUCUAUGAGAGAAUGAUUUUAUUAUCAAUAUUUAUCAAUACUGGUAUUUAAAUAUUAUAUUUCUAUUUAGGAAUUUUAACUUUCUUUUAUGAUGAGGCUUCCUUAGAUUUGUUACAAACUUUAGAAUAUAUUUAUCAUACCCUAAGUUGCUUUCUUAUAAUAGACACAUGUUUUAAAAUAUUAGCAUUUGGUAUUAGAAGAUAUUGGGGAUAUAUAUGGAGAGAAAUUGAAUUUAUAUUGAGUUUGAUUGCUUUAAUUGAUUUCAUUUUGUUUUUAUCAAUCAAUUGGAGUCAAUAUUACUUUAAAUCAACAAUAAAUGAUAAAUACUUUUUAAUUCUUAGAUUAGCAUUUGCAUGUAGAAAUCUAAGAACUUUAUUAAUUAUUUAACAAUUUAAAGGAUUAACUAGAUUAUUAAGAAUUCUGAAUUUUUCAGCAUCUUUUCUAUUAUAAAUUUUAUGCUUUUUUUUUUCAAUUCUUUUAUUUUAUGGAUUUAUUGGAUGUGAAUAUUUUGGUAUGAUUGAAAAAGGAACAUAUGUUACAGAUUAUAUGAAUUUCACAAAUAUUGGUAAAGCUUUAUUGAUUUUAUUUAAAAUUUGUACUAAAAACAAUUGGAUUAGAAUAAUGAUAGAUGUAUCUGAACAUAAUGAAUUUUGUACACCUGAAACACCUAAUUUUUGUGGAGUUAAAUGGAUAUAUGCAAAUAUAUUCUUUUAUACAUUUGUACUUAUAUCUAAUUUUGUUGCAUUUAAUUUAUUCAUAACAGCAUUAGUUGAUUAAUUCGAAAGUAAAAUAUAUUAAUUAAUAUAAAUAGAAUUCUUUAAUUCUUAAAAUAGUGUAUUAUAAACAUACAUAGAGAAUAUUGAUCCAUUUAGAACUACUUGGUGUAAAUAUUCAACAGAAACUAAAGGUGCUUAAAUGCAUUCUAAACAUCUAGCUCAUUUUCUAUUAGAAUUAGGUCCUCCUUUAGGAUCUGCUAAUGAUGAUAAUAUUUGGGAUGCUGCUAAAAGUGCUUCAAAUUUUAAAAUCAAGGCUGAUUAAAAUGGUUAUAUUCAUUUCUAAGAAGUUUUAUAUGAAACUAUUAGAUUUGCUUAUAGAGAUUAGAUUUUUAAAAGUGGACAUACAGAAGGUAUUAAAGUAAUCAAAUAAAUUGAUAAAGAUACUAGAUUUAGAUUACAUUUCAAAAGACUUGUAAUUCUUUUUAAUUAUUUAGGAUAUUUUGGAUAGAAGAUAUCCUAUUUAUGAAAUGAUGCAUAUAAAAGGCAAUUUCAACAUUUUAUAAGAAUAUUUAUUUUUAUUAAUGAUAUUUAGAACAUUUAGAGCUUAUUCAGUAAAAACUAUAGGUAAAAUUUAAGAAGCAAUCUUAUCAUCACGUGAUAAUAUAAUUAAUCAUCCAAAAGAAAUGGUUUAAGAAAGUUCAUAAAGUGAUAUUGAUGAGGAUUCAUUAAAUAAAGAUAAUAAACUUAUUGAAUCAUAACAUUAAAUUUCAUUAAAUAGUGAAGAAAUAGAAACAUUCUAAGUCUAAAUUACAAAAUAUAUAGAAACUCAUAAAGCUAAUAAGAAAUUAAAAUUUUUGGAUUAAAACAAUGAUGUCCAUUAAGAAAGUUAAUUACUUUUUAUACCAGAUUCACAUAAGAAUGAUUAUAUUGGAAUUUCACCAAAUAAACAUAAAGCAACUAUUAAAAAAAAAUAAGAAUAUAAUUUUGUUGAUUUUGAAUCUAUAGAAUAAAAACAAUUACAUAAUCCAAUGUUAGAUUCAUCUCAUUUAAAUGAAAUUAGUAAAGGGGCAAUGACAGAUUCACUCAUAAAUGACGAGUACAAAAUAAAUUAAAUUAAUUAUUCUAUUCAGUCUCCACAUAGAGAUAGAUUUAGCAAUCAUUCAUUAAAUGAAAGUGUAGGUACUGAAAAUCACCAUUUCUUUUAUGGAAAACCAAAGAUGAAACACAAUUAUAAAUUUGCUAAUUGA